UCCCUGCCUCUCCCCCCUCUCCACCAUCAAUGUCUGAGCAGCAUUCUGGGUCCGGAAUGUCAACAUGGCUGCGGACAUUGGUGAGGUGCUGGUCCCCUACAUGCCAACUAUCAGGGUGCCCAGAUCAGGCGACCGGGUCUACAAGAGCGAGUGCGUCUUCUCCUUUGACUCGCCCGAAUCAGAAGGUGGUCUCUACGUGUGCAUGAGUACGUUUCUUGGCUUUGGAAGGGAACAUGUGGAGAGACAUUACCGUAAGACGGGACAAUGUGUUUACAUGCACCUGAAACGAACCAUCAAAGAGAAGGCCACGGGAGCUUCAGGUGGAGUGGUGCCCAGGCGGAGAUCUCCUCGCGUUAUUUUUGACCUCGAGCAGAACAAGGACUUUAACCACGAGGAUUAUGAGUAUGAAGAUGAAGCCAAGCUUGUUAUAUUUCCUGACCACUUUGAAAUCGCACUGCCGAACAUUGAGGAGCUGCCGGCGUUGGUGACCAUCGCCUGCGAUGCGGUCCUGACCGCGCCGUCUCCGUACGGAAAACAAGAUACCGAAUCCUGGGAAGAGGAGCUGAAGCAUUCGAAACACGAGGACAACCUCCACCAGCUGGACAACGGAGUGCGUAUCCCACCCAGUGGGUGGAAGUGUGCCUGGUGUGACCUGCGGGACAAUCUGUGGCUCAACUUGACGGAUGGCACCGUGCUCUGUGGCAAGUGGUUCUUCGACGGCAGCGGAGGGAACGGACAUGCCCUGGAACAUUACCGCAAGAAGAAAUACCCCUUGGCCGUCAAACUGGGAACUAUCACACCAGACGGCGCAGACGUGUACUCAUUCGAUGAGGAGGGAGCAGUGCUCGAUGCAAACAUCGCCGAACACUUGAUGCACUUUGGUAUCGACAUGUUGAAGAUGCAGACGACUGAGAACGUGAGUGCGGUGAUGGACAUGAAGCCACGAGUGAGUGAGUGGGAGAUGGUGCAGGAGUCGGGGACAAAGUUGAAGGCCAUCUACGGGUCGGGCUACACCGGCAUCAGGAACCUGGGCAACAGCUGCUUCCUCAGCUCCGUCCUGCAAGUCAUCUUCAGCAUCCCUGACUUCCAGCGAAGGUAUGUGGGAAAUCUCCAAAGAAUAUUUGAUUACUCUCCUCUGGACCCAACUCAAGACUUCGAUACACAGAUGGCCAAGUUGGGACAUGCCCUGCUCUCUGGUCAAUACUCCAGACCGCCAAUGAAGUCGGAUGUAAUUGAACAGGUGAUGAAAGAAGAAAACAAGUCCCAGCAGCAGGGGAUGGUGCCCAGAAUGUUUAAAGCGUUGGUCGGAAAAGGACAUCCAGAGUUUUCAUCGAAUCGACAGCAAGAUGCGCUAGAAUUCUUUCUGCAUUUAAUUGGCCUUGUCGACAGAAACAGCAGUGGUACGGACGAUCCCAGUGAGGUCUUUCGCUUUAUGGUGGAGGAGCGGGUGCAGUGUUGCCAGUCGAGGAUGGUGAAAUACAAGCAGAGAGUGGACUAUAUCAUGCAACUGCCCGCCCUGCUGGAGGCUGCCAGCAACAAAGAGGAACUAAUUGCGUAUGAGUUACGGAGGCGAGAAGCGGAGAUAGUGAAGCGGCCUUUACGCGAGGUUGUCCGAGCCAGAAUCCCCUACAGUGGUUGCCUUCAAGCCUAUCAGGAGCCAGAAAACGUGGCGGACUUCUGGAGCAGCGCACUGCAGGCAAAGUCGGCGGCAAUAAAGACUAUUCGUUUUGCUUCAUUUCCUGAAUAUCUGGUGAUUCAAAUAAAGAAAUUCACCUUCGGUAUUGACUGGGUGCCAAAGAAAUUAGAUGUUUCCAUAGACAUGCCGGACCUGCUGGAUAUCUGCCAUCUCCGAGCCACGGGGUUACAGCCCGGAGAGGAAGAGCUGCCGGAUAUUUCCCCGCCCAUCGUCAUCACCAACCAGGGUAAAGGUCAUCUACUGAACCACUUCAUGGAAUCUCCAGACAUUGAUGAGUCGGCAGUGAUGCAGCUGGCAGAGAUGGGGUUCCCCCUGGAAGCGUGCCGGAAAGCGGUCUACUACACUGGGAAUCUGGGAGCAGAGCUGGCCUUCAACUGGAUCAUAGCACACAUGGAAGAGCCCGACUUUGCGGAGCCACUAACAUUGCCAAGAAGCGGCGAGGUCGGGGGUUUGGAUGUGGGCCAGUGUGAGGUGGGUCUGUCCGGAGGAGCCGCAUCCACGAGGAACCAGCCCCCGGAGGAGAUCGUGGCCAUCAUCACCUCCAUGGGCUUCCACAGGAAGCAGGCCAUCCACGCUCUGAAAGCAACCAACAACAACCUGGAGCGAGCUCUGGACUGGAUCUUCAGCCGCACGGACAGCGAGGACGAGAGCGAGGCAGCGUCGGAGGACGACUCACAGUCACACAUCGCCGCGGAGACGGACACGGAGCCGGCCAGGCCCAGGGUACGGGACGGUGCGGGAAGAUAUGAGUUAUUUGCUUUCAUCAGCCACAUGGGAGAGUCCACCAUGUCUGGUCAUUACGUCUGCCACAUUAAAAAGGAGGGAAGGUGGGUGAUCUACAACGAUCAUAAGGUCCACACGUCAGAAAAGCCACCAAAAGAUCUUGGCUACAUUUACUUCUACCAGCAGCUGUCCUAUUGAGAGACCCGUCUGAAAAACCAGCGCCAUCCCUCGUUCCCGAAGAGCAAAGAUCCCACAAACUGUGGAAGGACGGAGGGAGAACAGUGGAUCCUGUCGUCACUGUGCAAAUACCUUAAGGGCCUGUCCCACCUGCCGAUUUUUUUCGGCGACUGCCGGCGUCAUAUCAGUGUCGCCAAAAGGUUUUGAACAUUUCAAAAUCCAGUGGCGACAAAAAAAAUGUUGCGACACUUGAAAAAACCCCGCCCGUCAGUACGCCAUCACGCCGCGUCACCAGCACGUCACACCGCGUCACGCCAGUGAUUUUUCGGUGACCAGAUACGCCAGUCAAUGAUGCCGGCAGUCGCCGAAAAAAAUUGCCAAGACGGACAGGCCCUUUAUUUAUAGAAAACUCAAAUGCAAUAUGUUUGUUAUGAAAUAGGAAUUUUAUUUAUCGUUUAAUAUAUUGUUUUACUUUGGAAAAAACUGCAACUGCAGAAGCUGGUGACAUGUGCUGUCAGUUUGCUUUGAAACUGUUUAUGAAGUAUGAAAACAUCAUCAUUUCUUUUUCAUCACCCUCAUCCUCCCCACGUCGCAGUCCAAUUGUCUGACCUAUUGUUCAGUUUUGAUGAGCGGACGUUUCAUUAUGGAAUGAGACCGCUCUCAGGAACCCUUGUGUUUUCCCGUUUUCUCUCCCUCCUUCCAAGUCGCUUUUAACAAGAGGGAAGGCCAUCGUAUUUGGCUCCAAUAAGAUAUCUCAGGGACGAUGAUGUGCCUUUGAGUCACUGGUCAGUUUAUGAGCUUGAACAAUCCAUGCCUCAUAGUAAUGAUAGACAAUAGUUGCAGGAGGAGGCCAUUUGGCCCUUCGAGCCAGCACCACCAUUCAAUGUGAUCAUGGCUGAUCAUCCCCAAUCAGUACCCCAUUCCUGCCUUCUCCCCAUAUCCCCUGACUCCGCUAUCUUUAAGAGCCCUAUCUAGCUCUCUCUUGAAAGUAUCCAGAGAACCGACCUCCACCGCCCUCUGAGGCAGAGAAUUCCACAGACUCACCGCUCUCUGUGUGAAAAAGUGUUUCCUCACCUCCGUUCUAAAUGGCUUACCCCUUAUUCUUAAACCCUGGUUCUGGACUCCCCCAACAUCGGGAGCAUUCCUGUCUUUAGCGUGUCUGAACCCUUUAUAAUCUUAUAUGUUUCAAUAAGAUAUCCUCUCAUCCUUGUAAAUUCCAGAGUAUACAAGCCCAGCUGCUCCAUUAUCUCAGCAUAUGGCAGUCCUGCCAUCCCGGGAAUUAACCUUGUAAACCUACGCUGCACUCCCUCAAUAACAAGAAUGUCCUUCCUCAAAUUAGGGGACCAAAACUGCACACAAUACUCCAGGUGUGGUCUCACUAGGGCCCUGUACAACUGCAGAAGGACCUCUUUGCUCCUCUUGUUAUGAAGGGCCAACAUGCCAUUCAGUUUCUUCACUGUCUGCUGUACCUGCAUGCUUACUUUCAUAGACAGAUGAACAAGGACCCCCCGAUCCCGUUGUACUUCCCCUUUUCCCAACUUGACGCCAUUUAGAUAAUAAUCUGCCUUCCUGUUUUUGCCACCAAAGUGGAUAACCUCAUAUUUAUCACUUCCAGUGUUAAACGUAAGACUCAUGGUAUUUGGGCAUUCUGGACCCUUGCACCAUCUCACUUGGUCAUUCUUCAUGUAUGUUUUAGAUCUUAGCGUGACUAGGUUCAUGCAUCUUGUAUAGCCCGUAGCCCAACAAUAUGAACAUUGUAUUCUCCAAUUGUUGGUAACCUGAGCCUCACCUCCCCCCAACUCCCCGCCCAUUCCACCUACAUAUCUUCCUCAAUUGGCAUCUUUUCAAACCUCUUGUCUCGCACCUUCUGUUUUUUUUCCAUCUCUGGCCUUUGUCCAACCAUCUACCUAUUCCUGCCCCACUUAGUCUGCCUCUCCUCUCUUCCAGCUCUCUUUCCACCCUCCCACCCCAAUUAAUCUACAGAGGAGUCCCGUUCCGAAAUGUCACCGAUCCACGUUCUCCACUGAUGCUGCCUGACCCGCUGAGUUACUCCAGCACUCUGUGAAACGUCACCUAUCCAUGUUCUCCACAAAUACUGCCUGACCCGCUGAGUUACUCCAGCACUCUGUGAAACGUCACCGAUCCACGUUCUCCACUGAUGCUGCCUGAGCCGCUGAGUUACUCCAGCACUUUGCACCUUUUUUUGGCGAACCUGCAUCUGCAGUUCCUUGUGUCUACUCAGUAAGAAGCCUAACCAGAUAAUAAGUCUCCUGUUUCCACUCUGCCAUUCCUUUGUCAGCCUUUCAUUGCUUCUCUCACGUACACACAAUCGGUCUGUUCACGAACAUAAAUAGCCGUGUUUAGAACUUGUCACAAAGGGAUCAGGCAAGAGUGACCAGGUGACAGGUCUGCAUUCUUCUGCGCUCACCAGCCGCGCAGCACGGAGGCGCAGCUGGUAGAGCCGCCGCCUCACAGCGCCAGAGACCAGGGUUCGAUUCUGACCUCGGGUGCUGUCUGUGAGUGGAGUUUGCACGUUCGCCCUGUGACCUGCGUGGGUUUCCUCCGGGUGCUCUGGUUUCCCUCCCACAUCCAUGAGAUGUGCGGGUUUGUAGGUUAAUUGGCCCUCUGUAAAUUAUCCCUAGUGUGUAGGUUAGAACUAAUGUACGGGGUGAUCGCUGGUCGGUGCAGACUCGGUGGGCCGAAGGGCCUGCUUCCAUACUGUGUCUCUCAACUAAAAUUAAUCUACAAAAUAAAAACAUCUAGUUAUAUUUUUUACAAAGCAAAUCAUUGCCAGGAUCUGUAAUUAAUAUCCUUUGAAAAUGUCGGGGAUUAAGAACUCUUAUAGUUUUACCCCUUUUUGGCAAUGGGAAUAUUCAGCCUGAAAUUGCUCUCAACAAAGACUCUCCACAAAGUAGCCUUUUCCUUUCUAAAUCCUUUUCCUAAUUGAUGCAGUGCACAACUCUGCAGUUUUUUUGAUGUUUAAGAAAGAACUGCAGAUGCUGGAAAAAUCGAAGGUAGACAAAAAUGCUGGCGAAACUCAGCCGGUGAGGCAGCAUCUUUGGAGAGAAGGAAAUAGGUGACGUUUCGGGUCGAGAUUCGGCUGAGUUUCUCAUGUUUUUUUAAUGUGAUCACUGAAGCUGACUUUGGUUCCUCAUUGUGUCGGAAGGAACUGCAGACGCUGCUUUGCACCGAAGAUAGACACAAAACGCUGGAGUAACUCAGCGGGACAGGCAGCAUCUCUGGUGAGAAGGAAUGGGUGACGUUUCUGGACUGAGGAAGGACCUCGACCCGAAACAUCACCGGUUCUCCUUUUCUCCAGAGACGCUGCCCGACCCGUUGAGUUUACUCCAGCAUUUUGUGUCUAUCUCUGGUUCCUCAAUGAUUUUACGCACUCGUAGGUGGAUGAAAAUGCUGGAGAAACUCAGCGGGUGAGGCAGCUCCUCUGGAGCGAAGGAAUAGGCAACGUUUCAGGUCGAGACCCUUACGUACGUAAUUUUAAAGUAGUGUCCAUUAAAGUGUUGCCGUUUUCCAUCACUGUUUCACCGUGAGCAUCAAUACAUUUUUUUUAGAGGUAACUUCUUUGUCAGAGUGGAGCAGAGAAUCUUUGGAUGGGUUGUGUCAUGUCAAGUACGGCAUUAUUUCUUGCAGAAGUUACUGCCAUCAGUAUUAAUGUAACUGGAUAAAUGUUGAAGACAACCUUCUUUACUGCAGUUACUGCACUCAAGUAAUAAAAAAUGUAGUGGAAACUU
Messenger RNA from Leucoraja erinaceus (little skate), 6345 nucleotides. It is a transcript of the gene usp13, whose product is annotated as ubiquitin specific peptidase 13. The transcript is spliced from 21 exons. Gene Ontology annotation, molecular function: zinc ion binding; cysteine-type deubiquitinase activity; protein binding. NCBI's taxonomy places the organism in Eukaryota, Metazoa, Chordata, Chondrichthyes, Rajiformes, Rajidae. Gene Ontology annotation, biological process: protein deubiquitination. Bases 65 to 2617 code for a protein of 850 amino acids. The record is from RefSeq and is a predicted model, not a curated record.